Molecule: messenger RNA, 658 nt
Organism: Hyposmocoma kahamanoa
Lineage: Eukaryota; Metazoa; Arthropoda; Insecta; Lepidoptera; Cosmopterigidae
Exons: 2
Coding region: 169-636 (155 amino acids)
Source: RefSeq, a predicted model, not a curated record
UUGCUCUGUGUAAUACAAUUACAUUGUUCGUAGAUAGAAGAACAGUCCUGGAAUUGUUUUUAAAAUUCAAUCUAGUUAUAUUUUCGAAAGAAAGCUUACGUGUCAAAAGGCAGACUAUGUUAAAUUGUGCACAAUAACUAUUUUACAACACGUGUAUAGAGUAGUGCAAUGUUCAUUUUCGUUACCUACAAAGACCCCCCAGAACUAUCAACAUCACGUUCACGGCUUUCUGACGACGAAGACCUGUCAAUAGAGAAUGUGCUCUUAGUAAACCCAAAUUGCUACGUCAGGGUUAUGUUGGAAUUUAUUAGAAAAAGAUGCAGACUGGCUGCUACCACAGUAUUCGAUUUGUGCGAAGAAUCCGGAAACUUAAAAAAUUUAUUCAGUUACCCUACUUAUGCGUACGCGACGGAUAAGUUUGAGCAUAAGAAGACGUACUUCCUUAUUGUUUUAAAACAAGAGUCGGAGAAAAACGUAACGGUAAUACCUCAGCUGCAUCGCGAGAACAAACUUUGCACGGAACUGCAGACGAAAAUUUAUCGGCUCCUGUUGACUGGGGAACAGAGUAAUGUUACCACUACUGACGGAAAAGUUGCCAGUGCCAAGACAAAAGCUGGAAAAAAGAAAAAAGAAUGAUAGGUACCGAUACGUUUGAUGU